This is a messenger RNA of Rhizoctonia solani, 1584 nucleotides long. RefSeq names its product aldehyde dehydrogenase family protein. Gene Ontology annotation, molecular function: L-glutamate gamma-semialdehyde dehydrogenase (NAD+) activity. NCBI's taxonomy places the organism in Eukaryota, Fungi, Basidiomycota, Agaricomycetes, Cantharellales, Ceratobasidiaceae. Gene Ontology annotation, cellular component: mitochondrial matrix. Bases 1 to 1584 code for a protein of 527 amino acids. The transcript has 14 exons. The record is from RefSeq and is a predicted model, not a curated record.
AUGGCUACACUCGCGCACUUCAAGGUCCCCCAGAUCGACAAUGAGCCUAUGCAUUCAUAUGCACCGGGCUCCUCUCAGCGCGCUGGACUGGAAGCAGCGCUUGCGCAAAUGCAAAAAGACCUGCCCUUUGAGGUGCCAUGUAUUAUCAAUGGCAAAGAGGUCAAAACAGGUCGCAUUGCCAAGCAGUUGAUGCCUCAUGAUCACGCCAACCAUCUUUGCACAUAUCAUGAAGCUGGACCCGCUGAAGUCGAAGAGGCGAUCAAGGGUGCGCUAAGUGCCCGUUACGAAUGGGAGUCCCUCCCUUGGCCAGAUCGCGCGGCGAUUUUCCUGAGAGCCGCCGAGCUUGCAAGUGGGAAAUAUAGAUACCAGCUUAUGGCGGCCACCAUGCUCGGACAAGGGAAAAACGCGUGGCAGGCAGAAAUUGACGCCGCAGCCGAGUUAACUGAUUUCCUUCGAUUCGGAGUUAAGUUUGUUGAAGAACUUUAUCAGCAACAACCAGCAAAGAACUCGCCAGGUGUUUGGAACCGUGUGGAGUAUCGUGGUAAUUUGUCCGCCGCUCCUGCACUCGUCGGAAACGUUAUUGUCUGGAAGCCUUCCCCUGCGGCCACUUAUUCCAAUUAUAUCGUCCAUAAGAUCUUCACUGAAGCUGGGGUUCCGCCCGGUGUAAUUCAAUUCGUUCCAGGUCCACCAGCAGAUGUUGUUCAGCAGGCAAUUGCUCACCCUGAUUUCGCUGCCCUUCAUUUCACGGGAAGUACACAUGUUUUCAAGCAAUUGUGGAAGGACAUUGCUUCCAAUAUGGACAAAUACAAAGGCUACCCCCGCAUUGUGGGUGAAACCGGCGGCAAAAACUUCCAUCUCGUUCACCCUUCUGCUGAUGUCAAUAGCGUGGUCCAACAAUCUAUCCGCGCGGCUUUCGAGUACCAAGGCCAAAAGUGCUCCGCUUUGUCUCGUUUAUACGUCCCGACUUCUCUUUGGAAUGGUGGCCUCAAGGAUAAGCUACUCCAGGAGAUCGGAAAGAUUUCCGUUGGUCCCCCGACUGACCCGAAGAAUUUUGUUGGUCCCGUUAUUGGAAAGCCGGCAUUCGAAAAGAUUACUAGCUAUAUCCAAAAGGCCAAGGACGCUGGUGGUGAGAUCUUGAUCGGGGGCUCAGGCGAUUCUUCCAAGGGCUACUUUGUUCAGCCAACCGUCAUUUUAACCAAGGAUCCCAAGUCCGUUACAAUGGUCGAGGAGAUAUUUGGUCCGGUUCUGACGAUUUAUGUAUACGACGACGAGAAAUUCGACGAGACAUGCAAACUGAUUGAUAGCACUACCACUUAUGCGCUCACUGGUUCCAUCUUCUCCAAUGACCGUGCUGCGCUAAUCCGUGCGACCAACCUUCUGCGCCACGCAGCUGGUAACAUGUACUACAACGAAAAGUGCACGGGCGCUGUCGUCGGGCAGCAGCCGUUUGGUGGUGCACGAGCAAGCGGAACCAACGACAAGGCCGGAAGCAUCAGCAUCUUUUACCGGUUCGUAAGCGCGAGGAGUAUUAAAGAGGGUUUUGCCGAAUUGGGAGAUUUCAUCUACCCCUCAAAUCUGGUUUGA